This is a messenger RNA of Pyrenophora tritici-repentis Pt-1C-BFP, 669 nucleotides long. RefSeq names its product glycoside hydrolase family 61 protein. The record is from RefSeq and is a predicted model, not a curated record. NCBI's taxonomy places the organism in Eukaryota, Fungi, Ascomycota, Dothideomycetes, Pleosporales, Pleosporaceae.
AUGAAGUGCUUUGCCGUUGCCACCGUUGCUCUCGCGGCUCUCACCGAGGUCGCCUCAGCUCAUUAUAUCUUCCAGUACCUUACUGCCAACGGUGCUAAGGGUGGUCUGUUCCAGAACAUUAGGCCUGUCCCAAACAACAGCCCCGUUACAAGCCUCUCUAGCAACGACCUCCGCUGCAAUGUAGGCGGAGGCAGCGGCAGCAGUACCACCACAGUAUCAGUAGCUGCUGGAUCUUCCGUCUCUUUCACGGCAGACCAGGCGGUAUAUCAUCAGGGACCCACAUCCUUCUACAUGACCAAGGUCAAUUCCGCAGCUUCCGCAGACGGUUCAAGCGACUGGUUCAAGAUCAAGGAGAUUGGACCUACUUUCUCCGGAGGCCAGGCCACCUGGGAUCUUUCGACCACCUACUCCGCCACCAUCCCUUCCCAGCUCCCCGCUGGAGAGUACCUCCUCCGCAUCGAGCAGCUCGCUAUCCACAAUCCUGGGUCGACACCACAGUUCUACAUCUCGUGCGCACAGGUCAAGGUCACUGGCAGUGGCUCUGGCAAGCCCUCGCAGGUCGUAAAAAUUCCCGGGCAUAUCAAGGCCACCGACCCCGGCUACACUGCCAACAUCUACAGCAACUUCAACAGCUACACUGUGCCAGGACCCAAGGUCGCCACCUACUAG